AAGCUAUAAAGAAUGUGGUUGUAACGACGGCCCUUUUGACUUUAAUUUAGUCAUCAUUCUCAACAUGUUUAAAAUCUGUAUGUGUACUUGUCUUCUCCUCGGUUUGACGAUUGUGGAGAUGAAGGUUCUCAAAGUAACGGGCCAUGUUGGGGAAAAGGUGACAUUUAAAUGUUGUAACUGGAAAACUUGGACGGAAAUACGAACUAAUGUUAAGUAUCUUUGUGAAAAACCAUGCAAACAAGACAAGCACAUCAUCAUCAAAGCUGCACUUAGUAUGACUGAGAAUAAGGACAGAAUACAGAUAACAAACGUAGCUGAUUGUUUGUUCGUGACUUUCAUGGAUCUCAAAUUGUCAGACUCCAAAACAUAUUAUUGUGGAGUGGAGCGAUUUAUCUGGGAUUCAUUUAUAGAGGUGAAUCUUCAAGUUAUUGAUGGUCCGAUAACCUCUGUUAAAAUAACUACAGCUGGGUUGACAUCAUCAUUUCCUGUGACAACAACGAGCACCAUGUCCUCAAGGUUGGAUAUGACUACAAAUUCAGCUUUGUCAUACAGCACCCUUCAUGACACAACUACAGCAACUGCAGUGAAAGGAGCCGGAAGUGUACCGUACCUGAUUGUAGGUUUCAUUGUGACGAUAGUUUCACUGAUUGUCCUGUUGCAGCUUAUGAGGACUAUGAAGAGACAACAUAAAGUGGUUGGAGGUUCUCUUGAUAAUCCACAAGACAAUACAGAUGUUGAUUCUGAUUAUGAGAACACCAGACGUGAAGACCAGCAAACUGAAAGCCAAACUCUGCCUUUGACACCAGUCCACCUCUCUACUACCAACGCUGACACUGUCUUAGAAAGUCUCUAUGAAAAUCAUUCCUUUCCUAUGUAUGAAGUUGUUUCAAAAGGUGAAUCUGCAGCAAGUAUAGUCCCAGAUCCUUUAGAUAACAUGAUAUAUUCUCUUGUUCAACAACCCAAAGAGAAGAAUGAAGACAUUUGACAAUCUGGCUCAACUCAAUGCAAAAGCAGUGAUGAAGACUUUUCAUAUUCCUUUGCCCAGCUACCAAAGAGAAUGUGAAGAAAGCUACUGGAAUUGAAAUAAAAUCUUAUAACGUAUGUAUUUUAUAAUUUGCCCCUGUCUAGUGUGCUUCUCUUAUGUUACUGCUAUCCUUUGCACUUAAUGUAAACAUGCGUGAGAGUAUGUGAAUGAAUGAAAGUGAGUGUGUGGCUGUGUGU
Messenger RNA from Melanotaenia boesemani (Boeseman's rainbowfish), 1221 nucleotides. Its product is annotated as CMRF35-like molecule 3. The transcript is spliced from 7 exons. The record is from RefSeq and is a predicted model, not a curated record. The coding region runs from base 65 to 985 and encodes 306 amino acids. Lineage: Eukaryota; Metazoa; Chordata; Actinopteri; Atheriniformes; Melanotaeniidae.